AUGAAUAGACCUACUCGACCGGACUCCCUCGACUUGCAGCGGCAGCCACAUCAUCAACAACAAACUUCUCUCGCCCACAAAAGAAGUCAGAGUAAUGGAUCAAUAGAUAACCCCCUAAGCUCCUACGGAUCUUCUAUCAUCUCGAUGGGCUAUCCGCUCGCUUCAGUUACUCCGGAAUCGGCUUAUAUUGCCGCAUCCGCCGCCACAGGGAUUGUGACAAGUAAUCAUGAGAGUUUUCUACAGGACGAGGGAAUACUUGGUCCUGGAUCUCCUACCAUUCUCGUUACGGCACCCUCAUUGAAGCUCAUCAACCAAUUUCUUGACUUUCUCCUCUACGAGUUCCUUUCCUCCGCCAGAUCAACCUCACUCAGGCUCUUGAGGCCAGCGGUUGAGGAGGUUCUUCGUUGUCGACUUGCAAAUGAAGCUAUUUCUGGCGCUGAUCAGGAGCUGACCUCCUAUCUUGGAGGAGGGAAUGAGGAGGACGAUGAAUAUUUCGACGAACCGCAGGAAACGACCGGAACAUGGGAUCUGGAGGGGACAUGGAAGAAGACCAGGUUGCGGUGCAUGGUUUACUCGUCUCUGGGAGAUUUGGAGGAGGAGGAUGAGGCCGUCCAUUCUGGAGCUGGUCUUGAGGGGUCGGUCGGAGCUCAGCAAUACAAUGCUCACAGUGCUAUGCCCGGCAUUGUUUCGCCGGCCGUGGCAAUCUGGCUCACCUCUGUUUUGGAGUUUGUGGGCGAGCAAACACUGCUCGUUGCUGGCCAUGCAGCCAUCAACCGCUUUGCUCAGAAACUACCUAUCAAUGAGGCCGGAGAACCGACCAACACUGACACUACUGAGAGGCCAAUUGUUGAGGAGUUGGAUACGGAGAAGGUGGCCCUGAACCCGUCGCUCAGCCGACUAUGGCGACAAUGGCGCAAGCGAGUGCGGGGAAGGAGUUCGUUCUCUAUUCCCUCCCUACAACGCCAUGAGAGACGAGCUAGUACCUCCAGCCGGACGAGUGCGAGCAGUCUCACGACGGGAAACAUUCUGAGGGGUGAAUCCUCUGCGACCAAGAGCACAUUUGAAGGGGAUGAGGCGCCUGUGGUAGCAAUGGACAAAGAACCAGAGAUAGGGGACGAUGCUGCUGCCCUUGAGGCUAACAAGGAAGCAUUGUUAUCUCCGAUCGUCGAAGCCGCCCCUCCAGCCGAUGGAGAUGCCGAGGGGCCCGAAAGCCACAAAGUUGAACCGAUGAGUGUUGAUGAGCUAAUGGUAGGUGUGGCAUUUUUCUUCCCCAAGUGCGGGGGAAAAGGAAGGGUUCUGGUCUCGUGCCAUCGGUCCCUGGUGUGUUCUAUGCUAACGUGUCUAAGGAAUUGGAAAUCGCGGAUAAAUUGGAAAAACGCCGUCCGCAAAGCUUGAUCCUUUUGCCCCGGACUACGGAGUCGCCCUUUGUUACUCGCUCGCCUGGCAUUAAGCGACCUUCCUCACUGCCGGAUCUUACUCGUGGGGAUUUCCCCGACCCGGUCGUUGAAGAUGAGAAAGAAAGGACAGAUUCAGACAACACCGUGAUAGCCAAAAGUGAAGUGGAGACGGGCGAGGUGGCAGAGGCCGACCGAGCCCCCCGCACACCAGCGGAGAAGCAGCAGGACUGCCCUGCUGAAUCGGGCAAGGAAUUGGAGUCCGCGGUCGAAACGUGUGAACGAUCGGACCGCUCCAUCGUUAACGAGGAUUCAGGUUUCGUGAUCGUGGGGGUGGCACCGCCUGAGCGUCACUUCUCGAAAGGUGGAACUAUUGAAACCGAGUCACUUGAAAUCACCGAAAAUGUUGUCUUAGUAUCCGGAUGUGACGAGGAUCUUAGUGGUAAAAUUGGGGUUGCCCACACAUCAGAUGUCCUUGUGGCACCGUCAGCAUCUUUGUCUCCCUGGCGAGCUCGUUAUGAUGAGGUAGAGGAAACGCCGCAUCAGGAGGAUGAGGUGGGAAAGGCUCCGGCUAGCCCGGUAACUCACGCUGCUGCUCUUCCUUCGGACGUUGAGUCAGCGCACCCCGCCGGAAUUGUCGAAACUCCGCAAUCUACAGAAGAUCAACCUCCUCCGGUUCCCCAGAAGGCAGCGAGGCGCCUCUCAACUGCACCUGUGGCGGACGAUCAGACCGAGGUAGUAGAUGGCGUUGUCAUUCCGGAUGACGAGACGCUAGUGGUGACUAGCCGGAAAGGUUCUAGAACAGAAGCCUCGAUCCAUCCGGCCGCUCCUCUUGGGAAUGAAAAUCCUUCGCACUCUAAAAAGGGGUCGUCGAGCAGCAAGCAUUCUCAAUACUCUCAACUCUCGGAUAGAAAGAUUGGCCAACUUACCCUGGUCAAGCCUUCUUCCAGCAGCGGUAUCUCGAUAUCAUCUGAACGCGCAAAUGGGGUGCGGGUGUGGACACCUCCGACAACGCCAGACAAGUCUCGUCGCUCCUCAAGCUUUAGCAAGGCCCAGCGCCCAAUAUAUUCCUCUGGUUCUAGUACGUCGCAGUCGGCGAGGUUGGCAGAUAUGGAUGAGAGAGAGCGUAGCUUUGAGGAAUUGAUUUCUCGUCGUGAUCCAAUUCGCUGCACAAUCACCCCUGACCCGAUCAGGAGAAUAGAGGUACGGCUUGCAUGAUUGCGUGAGAUUUAGGGUCGCUCAUAACUCUUGAUUUAGGGAUCCCCACGCUCCCAGACACAGACUGCAGAAUUAGCGGACUUCCUGCGCAAUACCGGACCGGAUGGCACGGAACGUCCACGCACUGUAACACCGAAUAAAUCGGGGUCACGCCCUCCAUCCGCAAGAUCCAAGGCGAUCAUUCCAGCCGGUGGUGAUAGCAUCACCCUGGCACUAUUCCGUUCGGCAGGCCCCCCUCCCAUUACCCCUUCGGCCUUCACUAGCCCUCUGCCGCCACCUAGCCAACCCGAUGCCGCACUUCAGGCUGUGAAAAUUCCUAGCGUGUUUGGGCCUGUGCCUAUCACAAUAACUCCACGGGCUGACAGCUUCCGUUCAACGCCUCUUUCCUCUCCCGGUGGAAUCACAAUUCCAGCCGUCAUGAAACAACAGCGGUCUGAUUCGUUAUCGACUACACAUUCGCGGCUAAAGCAUCGUUUGGUCGCCCGCGAUGCGAGUGGAUCUAGCAGCAGUGCUUCUACAUCAGCAUUGGCUGACUUCUUCCGCAACACAACGCCACCUGCUGACGGGGAACAAACCGUCCAACGACGCAUAUCCCGUAGUGUUGCUCCUUUCCGCAACACGAUGGAUUCGGCUCAAUUCGACGCCACUCGAGAUCCUGAACGAACUGGGGCGACGGAUUCAAUUGCCAAUGGCCCUGAGUUUGUAGUGAACGCCGCGCACGAGGAUUCAUAUCAGUCUCCCUUUUCCUCCUCUACUGCUCUUCUUCGGAGCAACUCUGAGAAAGCUCACGAUUACGGAAGUAUGCCACCACGGCGAAGGCAGACUAGGGUUAGGGACUCGUACACGAUCGAGGUCGAUGAGCUAGAUGAUGACCUGGAUCUAGAUGGGCUCGAAUCGGUGAUUCCUAGGAGGAAAGAAGAAGAGAGUUUGAUUGACUUCCUGAGAAAUGUUCCGCCACCACCCCAACCUCCAACUCCCCCGGAGGACCCCAAGGACAAGAUGGUGCAAAAGAAGAAUAGUUCAGUCAGCUUGAUGGGUCGGCUCGGCCGCUCAUCAAUCCGCAAGAACUCCAUCGCUUCAAACUCAGACAGGGUCAUCCCCAUGACCCCCCAGCUCCUCGCUCUACCAGAUGGACCGGGAAAACACGUCCCAUUGCUCUCAGACACAGACCACAUGUCACCGCGCCACCCAAGCAAUGCACCGCCACCGUCGCCGUUGUCGCUCAUGCGCCAUGACUCCUACCGGCCAACUUCCAAUCUUAGAGAAAACCGGGUGAUGGGCAACGGUGGCGCGCAAGUAAGGACCCAGUAUCAAGCUAGGGGUGCCCGAGUAGAGCGAGAUGACACACACAGCUUGGUGGACUUCCUAAGGUACACCCCGCCUCCGCAGUCCAUGCAUCCGGAUGCUUCUCAGUCGAUACAUAAGGAGGAAGGAGGUCCUCCGAGGUUUAAGCUCUCGUUUGGGAGGAAGCUGAAGAGGAAUGAAGUGUAUUAGGCUUCAUGUUUUAUUUCUCUACUUUCCAUUCUCCUUCCCAGUCCUUCAUUCUGUGUAAUGACGUUUUCCCUACUUGCUCCUUUUUUGCGCCUUUCUUGCUUUAUGUUCUUUUAUUCUCUUGCUUUGCUCAUACUCUUUCUCCCUUUUUAUCUGUCGGGCUCAUAAAUCUGUCUGGAGAAGUGAGGGAGGAAAGGAAACCUUAUCCCAUUAUUCUCGCCAUUUUUCCCGACUUACUCAAUUUGGCUUUAUCCUUGGCUUUCUCUAUCACUGCCUUUGGUACAAUCUCCACUGCUUCGUGUGGGAUUUAGUUUUCCUUUUGUUCUCCCUCUUCAUCGAAAAGUCCUUGUUCUCUUCUCACUUUUCCCAUUUUUUCCAUAGCGUAAUGCAACGGGGUUAGAGGUGGUUAUAUUUUCUUUCUUUUUUGGCUUUGCGUUUUUGCUUGCUGACUUAUUGUAUGGUGACAUGCGUUGGGGUUCACACUCUCUGUUCCUUCCUUUCUUUCUUGUAGAUAUACUAUUUUUUCUUGAACCGAUUGAGUAAGUGACUUGGAAUAUUUUUGGAAUCGAAUGGGAAUGGAGAGUUUUGAGUCAAGUUUGAUGGAGUCGCGGUGUGUCACUCGGUCUCAAAUUCUCGAUCGGUUGUUUGGUUGAUUUGGACUUUAGCGGGUGCGAUAUUUUAUUUUUUUGGGUGGCGGAGAGUCGGGCGGAGAAUGAAAUCCGGGGGCGUAUUGUUGUACUCUCAGGCCACGCUGCGCUAGAAAGGCACGCCUUUCUCCUUUUAUAUAGUAGCCGAGUGGUAUCGUGUAUGGUUCGUAAAUGGGCGCCGGAGGGCAUACUCGAGUAUACACAGCGACAAGCAUAAUACCGUGGCUCACCUCUGAUUUGUGUGCGGAGAAUCUCGGCAUCCGCUCCUUCUGCGCCAUCCCCGUCCUUGCACCAUAAUUCUUCCGCUCGAAACCAACCCACGAACCUACUUUACUGUAUCGUGUGAAGUAAAAAUAAUAAUACAAGGACAAAUGGCGAUGAUUCUUAACCGAUAGCAGGAACUUUAUUUUUUCCCUUUUUCCCCCCCU
Messenger RNA from Tuber aestivum (summer truffle), 5178 nucleotides. NCBI's taxonomy places the organism in Eukaryota, Fungi, Ascomycota, Pezizomycetes, Pezizales, Tuberaceae. The record is from the annotation of a GenBank genome assembly.